CUGCGGGGCUCGGCGCUCGGGCUCGUCGCGGACGCGCGCAAAGAAGAGUGAAGUGCGCUCCUACUGCGCUCCUAGUGCGCUCUCAUUGCGCUCCCAUCCCCGGAAGCACGCGGCAGCAAGACGGCGGCUCCCCGGCCGCCCACCCGCGCUUCUCGUGUGGGAUCUAUGAGCGACGCUGGGGCGCGUUCCCGCGGGGCUGCCCACCACCACCAGCUCCUCCCGUGUCCCUGCUUCUUUCGCCCGCUCUGAAGCGCGUGUCGCUGCGCUCUCGCGGAGUCCGGCGCGCGCCGCCGGCGGGAAAAAAAAAGCGCAAGUUGUGUCCUCGGUGACCUGUACGGCUCUAGCAGAGAAAGGCCCCAUUUCCAGUGUAACGCCGAUGGCAACACUUCAAGGAGUGCGGAGUGCUCACGGUUUGGAAAGAAGGCUGGAAGAAUGUGUUUGCAUUUCCUCUCCAGUGUCGGUAAGAAAGCAGUGUUCAUCCCUCCGCCGAUGUGAAGGCUGGAGAGGUGGAGGCUGAGAAGAGGGUCUUCGGUUUUGCCUCUGGAAGAGAAGCAUUUUGCCGGCACAUAUGGGGCAGGGGGAGACCUCGACCAGGGGGACGGCCAUGGAGGGCGACUGCCUCAGCUGCGUGAAGUACCUCAUGUUCGUCUUCAACUUCUUCAUCUUCCUGGGUGGCUCCUUCCUUCUCGGGGUGGGAACCUGGGUGCUGGUGGACCCCACGGGCGUGCGGGAGAUCGUGGCGGCCAACCCGCUCCUCUUCGCCGGCAUCUACGCCGUGCUGGCCAUGGGUGCCAUGCUGUUCCUGCUGGGCUUCCUGGGCUGCUGCGGAGCGGUGCGCGAGAACAAGUGUCUGCUGCUGUCCUUCUUCAUGCUCAUACUCGUCAUAUUCCUGGCAGAGCUGGCCGCGGCCAUACUGGCCUUCAUAUUCCGUGAGCACCUGACCCGGGAAUACUUCACCAAGGAGCUGAAGAGGCACUACCAGGGCUACAACAACAGCCACGUCUUCACGUCCACCUGGAACGCCAUCAUGACCACGUUUGAGUGCUGCGGGGUUAACAGCCCUGAGGACUUUGAGGGCAGCCGCUUCAGAGUCCUCCACCCCGACGAUAUGGUUCCCGAGGCCUGUUGCCAGAGGAACAGUAACAGUAACCCCGGAGACAUGGGAUACAUUAAUAAGGAGGAGUGUCUGAUGGGCAGGAUGUUGUUCCGCAACAACAAGGGCUGCUACUCGGCAGCGGUGGACUACUUCGAGAUGUACAUCUACCUGACAGGAGCGCUGGCCAUCGUGGUUUUAACUAUUGAGCUCUUCGCCAUGGUAUUUGCGAUGUGUUUGUUCAGAGGACUUCAGUAGAUGUGGUCAGCCGGAGAUUUAAAAAGUCCAGUUGCUUGUGAAAGAAAAUGUAAUUUUUUUUCCUUUUUUUUUUUUUUUUUUUUUUUUUUACUGCCCUAAUUGGAGGAACUGUAAUAACCAAAGGACUCGUACUCCGCAGCAGGGCAUUUGGUGCAUUGAGUCCGCCAUAAAAACAACGAAGAAAUUUUUGGAAAUGUAGGGUGAAGCUGAUGGUACGUCUAUGAAGGGAAGUGACCACAGGAGGCCUACUGCUGCAUUUCUGGAGGUGGGGAACGAAGACACACUGCACUGACUUUUGGACGGAGAUUAUUUCUAAUAUUUAUGCUGAGGGAGUUAACUGUAUAGAUGUGUUCCAAGUAUUUCUUAACUUGUAUACCUUUUACGCUCCUACACACUCGCACCAGAUUCACACUUUUUUGGCAUUGUUCAGUUGAUUGUCUGUAUAUAAGAUGGAAUGAAUGUAUGUGUGUUCUGUGUAUGUGCUUGUUUUGUUAUGAGCUUGGGAACUAAAUUCUGUUUUAUAAUGGUGUAGUGACAUGCAUUACCAUAUCAUUCACCUGUGGUUUCUUGAAUUGUACUGAUGUACAUCUGUAUUAGAAUCCAUAAGGGAUAUU
Scleropages formosus (Asian bonytongue) is the source of this 1965-nucleotide messenger RNA. RefSeq names its product tetraspanin-18-like. The transcript is spliced from 11 exons. Lineage: Eukaryota; Metazoa; Chordata; Actinopteri; Osteoglossiformes; Osteoglossidae. Gene Ontology annotation, cellular component: plasma membrane. Bases 569 to 1351 code for a protein of 260 amino acids. The record is from RefSeq and is a predicted model, not a curated record.